Molecule: messenger RNA, 3797 nt
Organism: Paramuricea clavata
Lineage: Eukaryota; Metazoa; Cnidaria; Anthozoa; Malacalcyonacea; Plexauridae
Source: the annotation of a GenBank genome assembly
UUCUAAAAUACCAUCGGUCAAAAGUAGAUUUGUCGAAGAUGUUUCAAUUUGAAAAAUCAAAUUUUCUAAUUUGAAAAUGGCGGCCUUCGAGGUGUCAACAUUUAUUUUGGCAGUUUUAAUAAGUGUAGCUUUGAUAUUUUUUGCCGUUUGGAACGUAAGUAUUCUUAUAUAUUUGUGUGUUUUGGUAGUGCUCUAAAAUCUCAGGGUUUUUCUAUGUUUUUGUACAAUUAUGUGUAAUUUUUGGUACAGCUUUAUUAUCUGAGUGACUCUGUGACUGAGUUAUCCAACUUUAAAUCUGAGGUAUUUUUGUUGCAGAUUAUUGCAUUUGAUGAUUUGAAAACGGACUAUAAAAAUCCUGUCGAUCUUUGUAACAGCUUAAACCCUGUAAGUAUUAAUUCUAUUUUGCAGAUUUUUGAACUUUGAAUUGCAAUUUCAGGGCUAAACGAAAUAAUAUUAAUUGCAGAUAUCAAUUCAUCUAUAUGGAAUUGGCCAGUGGCAAAUAGCUUAACCCAUUGAGCACCAGCGCUCUCCCCUUGAUGAGUAAAAUCAUCUGACAUUAGACAAAAUAAGUUUCUUUCGUUGAUUGCGAUUAAAAAAUAGACUUUGGUGUGGCCAUCAACAUGAGAGUCAAGAUGGACGGGGGGCCUGUGUUCACCAAUUUGUCCCGGGGCCUGUGGUUGGCUCUCGCCGGCCUUGAGUGGCAUGCAUAGGGGCUCAAUGCAACUUAAUUGGUUACACAUUAUAUAACUGGGCCUGACUGGAAAGUUUGGAAAUUGCACGCCAGAGAUUUUGAAAAUUUAAUAGUAAAUAUAUAGAAAGCAUCAUAUAAUUAUAAUUGUGCGGCUGACAUCUCCACCGUGUGAUACAAACUUUCCACACUGGUAUCUGGGCAGGUUAUUAAUAAAUAGCUUGUUUUCUUUUUAGUUGGUUCUUCCUGAAUAUGGUGUACACAUCUUUAUGUGUCUGUUCUUUCUUGUUGGAUUAUAUUGGACAGCUCUGAUUUGGAACAUCCCGCUUAUUGCUUAUCAUGUUCAUAGGUAUGUCAAUAAAAUAAUGAAUGUUUGUAUAUAAGUUUGAAGCAAAAUUUGACAUUUUAAAAAUCUGUCAAAACCACAGUGGGUGCCUGUGCUCCAUUGCUGAAUUUUGUAAAACAUGUUUUAAUGUGUUGAAAGUCAUCAUUUUGAUGAAACAAAAGGUUUUGGAUCAUCUCCCAAAUGUUUGAAGCUGUUCAAGGCAAAAUAUGACUUUUAAAAAUGGUCGAAAACCAAAGGGGGGACCACAGGGCAUUUAGUUGUGGUUCUCUGUGGUCCCCCCUUGGCAUUUGAGUAAAAUUUGUUGUAAGACAUGUUUUUAUGAGUUGAAAGUCAUUGUUUUGAUGAAAGAAAAGGUUUUUGACCAUCUCCCGAAAGCAGUUUAAGCAGUUUAAGGCAAAAGGUUUUUGACCAUCUCCCAAAGCAGUUGGAGCAGUUUAAGGCAAAAUUUGAAUUUUGCUUGUGGUCUGCCCUUUGUUUGACAGAAAUUUUCAAAUUUUGUAAAACACAUUUUUAUGACUCGAAAAUAUUUUUUGUUGAAAGGAAAGAUUUUUGACCAUCUCCCAAAUAUUUGGAGGAUGUUGAAGUGAAUUUGUCAUUGAAUUCCACACUAUUAUAGUACUUAUAAUUAAAAGAUUAUCAUUUUUUCCCUCAGUCUGGUAACUGGAUGUUGGUUGAUCACUAUCUGGUUUUUGGUAAAUCUUUAAAUAUUCUGUUGCAGGUAUACAAAUCGUCCAGUAAUGAGCCGACCAGGGUUAUAUGAUCCAACAGAAGUAAUGAAUGGCAAUGAAAUGUCACGUUGUCAGAAGGAGGGAUGGGUGAAACUAGCUUACUAUCUUAUCAGCUUUUUCUUUUACUUAUAUAGGUAAGUUAAUUAUUUUAACUACUUUCUGUUAGCACAGAACAAUUUCAUGUGACUAAACGAAUUCACAUUUUAAAAUAACUCGAAUGGCUAAUAAACGCUUCUGGAAAGUAAUGUCACUUUGCUGUAAAAGUUACAUAAUUUUUGUAACUAGUUACAGAAAUCAUCAGAAAAGUAACUAGUUAUUGAUACAAGUUACAAUGGAUUAAAAGUAACUAGUUACAGUUACAAAGUUACUACACUAGAAUCAAGUGCGCACACAACUCGCUUACGUUCUCAUUUAUUUAGCUUUGCCAACUAGGGCAGGGUCACCACAACAGCAUAUGCCAAUUACUGUGGGCCCUUUUACCUAACCCACCCUGUCAACUUUCCCUGUGGGAGGAAACCAGAGUACCCAGAGAAAACCCACGACUUUCAGCAGAGCGUUGACUUUUACUUUUUUCACAUGAGGACUGGGUUCAAGUCGCAUUGGAAAAGUUCCCACUCAGUCGUAUGCUUGACUUGCACAGUACAACUCGAGUUGUAAGCAGGUUGCGUGCAAACAGUUUUAGGCAAAAGUUUUGUAGUGUAAAUCUGCCUUUACUUUAGGGUGAAUUAGGUAGGAAUGUUUUAGCAAGGGUUUUUAUUUUUUCAGAAUGAUGAGCGCCAUCCUAGCGUAGCCAAUGUUCAAUUACGAAUUUCUUGUAAAGUCUAAAGACAAGGUUAAAUUAGGACAAAGCGACAAUGAGAAUUUCAGCUGUAUUAACUACUGUACAAGUACACAAGACCUUUGUACAUUAUGGCACUGGGGACAUUUGAAGUAAAAAGUUAGGUCAAUAAUAUUUACAUUGAAUUUACCGUAAUAUACACAGCGUCUAGUGUAAUGUUUUAAUAACUUGAGCCCAAAAAACCUGUGCUCAUCAAAACUAUUGUAUUAUUUUUGAAUUUUUGCUUCAAUGGAAGUUUUUCCUUUGUGCCAUUGUGGGAAUAUUGGAAUAUUACAUAUGAAAUGAAUUCUCGUUGAGAGCAAAAGUCUUUCGCCUUUCGGGGCACAACACUUAGUCUUAGCAUAAACAAUAUUGUCAUACAGUCACGAUCCAGUGAUCGGAAUGUUCUAUUAUCUUUUCAUUGUUUUGAAAAUCCCACUGUUCUCCAUGCCAUCCAUGCUCAUGGGCCAUGGCCACCUCUUGACCAAGGGCAAGGUGAAAACGUUUUAACAUGCAAAUAAAAACCUGUCACACCUAGAAUCUAGAUACAUUGCUUUCAUUGUCGCAAAGAUACAAAAUUUAAUGCAGUCACUCGUUCGAACGUCUUAGGUUGUAUUUUUAAGCCGACAGAUGUCAAUAAAGACGGUUUCCUAAUAGUAUGUGAUAUUUCGGUCAACCAAGUAGAUCCACCAUUAUAACAGUUGUGCGCGCGCUGAUUAUGUAAAUAUCCUUUAAGUUAGUGUCUUCAUUUAAAUGGAUAUAUGUAUAACUUUUAUGGCAAUUUGUUUUCUUAAGAAUCACGUAUGUGUUAGGAUUUAAUUAACAGCGCUAAGGUUAUAUAUUAUAUGUUUAUAUUAGUAACUGAUUCACUGACCUGUUUAUUCAACAACAGGUACUUUUAAUCCUUGGGUCCUAGUCAUUGCAAAAUUUAACUUGCACAUGUUAAAAGUAGUAUGCAUGACAAGAGAUACAUUUACAAUAUAUACAGAGUUAUUGUGAUUCAAUCAUAUAUACAGCUUUUGUGCGUUGGAAAAUAUAAACAUGGAAGGACGAUGUUUGAUUUUGGAAAUGUAAAGAGAUUGUUAAUUAACAGGAUGAACAAUGAUAUACCAAAUCACGCUGAAUGAGAAAUGGAAUAAGAUUUUGGGUAAUGUUUUAAAGAUUUAUAUAUUCCAUAAAUCCACUUUUUAACUCUGGUAUAUAAUCAUGGCAGAAUAC